Chrysoperla carnea is the source of this 725-nucleotide messenger RNA. Its product is annotated as larval cuticle protein A2B-like. The transcript has 2 exons. The coding region runs from base 52 to 660 and encodes 202 amino acids. Gene Ontology annotation, cellular component: extracellular matrix. The record is from RefSeq and is a predicted model, not a curated record. NCBI's taxonomy places the organism in Eukaryota, Metazoa, Arthropoda, Insecta, Neuroptera, Chrysopidae.
UUCAUGAAAGAGACAUUGUAAAUUGUUCGAAUCUACAAAACCAUUUCAAACAUGGCAUUCAAGUUUGUCUUAUUCGCUGCUCUCGUAGCUGUUGCACGAGCUGGACUUAUUCCAGCUGCUCCAUUAGCAUACGCAGCUGCACCAGCCGUAGCCGUUACCAAAACCGUUGUCGACAGUGAAUACGAUCCAAACCCACAAUACUCAUACUCAUAUGGUGUAACUGAUGCUUUAACCGGAGACAGCAAAAGCCAACACGAAAGCCGAAGUGGUGAUGUAGUUCAAGGACAAUACUCUUUAGUCGAACCAGACGGUUCCCAACGUACUGUUGACUACACAGCUGAUCCAGUCAACGGAUUCAACGCUGUUGUAAGCAAAACCGCUCCAGCUGUUGCCGUUAAAGCUGCCGUACCAGUAGCUGCUCCAGUAGCCACAUACGCCGCUGCCCCAGUUGCUACUUAUGCCGCUGCUCCAGCUAUCGCUAAAGUAGCUGCUCCAGCUCUUGCAUACAGUGCUGCUCCAGCUCUCCACUACGCCGCUGCUCCAGCUUACGCUUCAUACGCCGCUGCCCCAGCUCUCUCAUACGCUGCUCACCCAGGUCUUGCCUACGCCGCUGCUCCACAACUUGCCUACGCAGCUGCUCCAGCUUUAUACCACCACUAAAUCCGUUAUAGACUGUGUUAUUUAUUUUUGUACUUUGUAUAAAUGUGUUUUUUUUAGCAGAAAAU